GCACAAUAUAAGGCUAGAUCGCCGGGAAACAACGGGACAUCGAUGGAAAAGGAAGAGCUCCGCAAGAGACCGAAGUAUUCGAACGCAUGUAAACAGUGCUGUCGAGGAGGAUGUUGUUUACACUAAAAAGUGCCGAGUUUGUGGAAAAGUGUAACCUUCAGCACAUUCUUUAAAUAAAGACACCAUCGAAUAGGCGAUCUGUAAGCGAACUGAGCCAUAAUAGGAAAUCUUCAGAAGCAUCGUGGACCUCGAGUAUUGAAGAACAAAAUCAAGUUCCACUACACAUGGUGUCUGUGUCAUUGAAGGAUAAGGGUAAAAAUACUGAGGCAGCUGUUUAGGAUUUCCUCAGAAAUUGUAGUUCCUUGUAAAACACAGGAGGUUAAAGGAUUACAGUCGUGGGUUGAGUCUCUUCUUCUCUGUAGUUCAAAAUGUCAGAACGGAAAGUUUUAAACAAGUAUUAUCCUCCUGAUUUUGACCCUUCAAAGAUCCCCAGGGCAAGAUGCCCCAGAAACAGACAAUUUACUGUCCGUUUGAUGGUUCCAUGUAAUAUCAAGUGUCAUACGUGCGGUGAAUAUAUUGCCAAAGGAAAAAAAUUUAAUGCACGAAAAGAAGACGUGGAAGACAUGACUUACCUAGGAGUUCGUAUAUACAGGUUUUACAUAAAAUGCCCUGGUUGUCUUGCUGAGAUUUCUUUCAGAACAGACCCAGAAAGUACCGAUUAUGUCAUUGAAGCAGGAGCCCACAGAAAUUUCCAGGCACUGAAAUUGGCUGAAGAGCAGGCAGCUAGGGAAGAAAGAGAAGCCAAAGAAGAAAUAGAGUCCAACCCAAUGUUACUGUUGGAAAAUCGCACACAGCAAUCCCAGUACGAGAUGGAAGUUCUUGAGUCUUUGGAGGAUCUUCGAGACAUGAAUGAGCGUCAUGCUGGCAUCGAUUUAGGGAAGAUUACUGAAAAAUAUGAAGAGGAAAGAAAGAUGACACAAGAACAACGUGAAGAAGCUGAGAAAUUGGAGGCAUUGAAAGCCUUGGUUCUUGGGGAAAUGAUUGAGGGACAGAUGGUCAAGCGAGUUGCACCUGAGGAUUUGUUAGAAAGUCAGCCCUCAAAAAAAUUGAAGCCAUUGGUUGAAAAUACCACCAAAACACAUCAGAUAACACUAGCCAACAAACAUAUAGAUGUCCCCAGAAAGAAUACAAUGAAGUCAAAACUUACAGGAUUGAUUAAAGUAAAGGGUGAUAAAGAUUCCAGCAAAGGUGAGAAGAGCAAUGAAAAUACAGUGAAUAACUCAGAAAUCCAGAAAGAACAAGACAAAGGUAAGGAAUUGGCAAAAGGCAGUUCAUCAGAUUUACCAGAACCACAAGUAGGGUCAACUCUCUCCUCAAAAUCUGUUGCGACUCUUCUAUCAAGUAAAGCCAAUGCUACAAAAACACCCAGUCUAGUUGCUGCACAAAAGCCAUUAAAUGGACUGUCCUUUUUAGGGGCAUAUUCUGAUUCAGAAUCUGGGGAAGAGAGUACCUGAGUAUGAAGUAAAGGUUUCUUGUAUAUUCAUAGAAUCCUGUAUAUAUUACCAGUGUUAAAAGCAGAGAUAAAUUAUUUGUUUAUGACAGUUAGUUCUGCUGUUGCUUUUUAUAUACUUUUAUCAUCAUCCACAUUGCCUUCAGUGCCACACGACUCGAAGGGCCUCUGUGAAAUUCUGCCACUCAUCUCCAGCCUGCCUUCUCAAUGUGCUUAUCUAAGUAGAUUAGGGUCUUCCGACUCUUCUGGUGCCAACAGGAACAAAGCUGACAUUACCACAUAUUAUUUUUAACUCCUACUACUCUUUUUGAAGCUUUAUUUGCAAAUUGGCAAACUCUUUAAGAAAAAGUUUCAUUUACAUAAUAUGAUUCAUGUACAUAUAGCAGUACAGAUUGCACAAGACUUAUCUUAUUUUUGUAUUUGUAUGCAGUUUCAGUCUUAUUUGGUUUGCAUUUUAAAGGCUCACUAAACUCCAGCUCGAAAGAUCUUGUACUGGAUUUCAGUGUUUUUUAAUAUUUAAGUACUUUAUAUAUAUAUAUGUAUUUUAUAGAUGAUUAGUACUGCAUGUAUUUAUGUUACUGUUUGCGGGUUCUAACUAUUCGCGGGGGGGCGGUCUAGUAUGCAACCCCCCGCGAGUACGGGGGACCACUGUAUUAUAUGUGUGUGUAUAUUAAAAUGUACCUAUCAUCAUGCCAGCAAUAAUCUGCAGCAUGAGGAACCAGAUUGUAGUCGCACUUGCUUUCUCACAUGACACCAGAAAAGCUGAAAGACUUGUCACUCCUACCUCAUGAACCCUUUAUCACAAAUGCUGAUGUUCAUAUAAUCUUUCGUUAAUCAAAGUAAAGUUUAUCAUUUCAUCCUCACAGCUGUUUUUAGCUUCUUUUUUCCACCUCCUCUGAACUGUGAGGUCCAAUCCAGUCAUUUCUUUGGAUAUCUGAGGUCCUUCAAACCAUUUACAUUUUCUAACCACCACAGCUGUCCCUUUUCAACAAUAAACUGUCGGUUUACUUCCAAAGACACCUUGUUGCAUUAUUUGUUUAUAUUUCUUAUAGCUUUUAUGAUUACAAUUUUGAUGUUGGUUAAAUGAUUAUGAAAAUUGUAAAUAUACUGCAGUAUUUAUUU
Messenger RNA from Macrobrachium nipponense, 2632 nucleotides. RefSeq names its product splicing factor YJU2-like. The record is from RefSeq and is a predicted model, not a curated record. Gene Ontology annotation, biological process: mRNA splicing, via spliceosome. Lineage: Eukaryota; Metazoa; Arthropoda; Malacostraca; Decapoda; Palaemonidae. Gene Ontology annotation, cellular component: U2-type catalytic step 1 spliceosome.